Messenger RNA from Penicillium argentinense, 1419 nucleotides. RefSeq names its product GDP-Man:Man(1)GlcNAc(2)-PP-dolichol alpha-1,3-mannosyltransferase. NCBI's taxonomy places the organism in Eukaryota, Fungi, Ascomycota, Eurotiomycetes, Eurotiales, Aspergillaceae. The transcript has a single exon. The record is from RefSeq and is a predicted model, not a curated record. Bases 1 to 1419 code for a protein of 472 amino acids. Gene Ontology annotation, molecular function: alpha-1,3-mannosyltransferase activity; GDP-Man:Man(1)GlcNAc(2)-PP-Dol alpha-1,3-mannosyltransferase activity.
AUGUCCAGCCUCGCGAAAUCAAACAUCACAAUUAUCCACCCCGAUCUAGGCAUCGGUGGUGCGGAGCGUCUCAUAAUCGACGUAGCGCUCGCCCUCCAAAACCGUGGCCACCGGGUCACCAUCUACACAUCUCAUUGCGACAGAAAACAUUGCUUCGAGGAAGCGCGCGAUGGCACCCUCGACGUGCGCGUUCGCGGGAACACAAUUUUUCCAGCGCAUGUGUUUGGACGCUUGCACAUUCUUAUGGCAUCGUUACGCCAACUCCAUCUAACGGCAUCUUUACUUUCGGAGCUUGGGUCAGGAGAUGAUUCCAAGCGGGACGAUAUCUUCAUUGUCGAUCAACUGCCCGCAUGCCUUCCCAUUUUGAAGACCUUCAGCCAGCUCGGGAACUCUCGUACUCGGCGUAUUCUCUUUUACUGCCAUUUCCCGGACCAAUUGCUCGCACGACGCGACGAAGGCGGCUCGCUUCUCCGCCUUGCUAAGCUCUGUUAUCGGAUCCCUUUUGACUAUUUCGAAGGAUGGGCGCUCAGCGCGUCGGACCGUGUUGUCGCGAAUUCGAAUUUCUCGCGAGGAGUUGUCCGGGACGUGUUCGGGCCGGACAAGCUGGGGGACAUCGAGGUUGUCUACCCUUGCGUCGAUACAGAUGUAAAGGCCGCGCCAGCAAAGACAGACGAUGAUCCACUCUGGGGAGGAAAGAAGAUUUUGCUCAGCAUCAAUCGCUUUGAGCGUAAGAAAGAUAUGGCUCUCGCCAUCCGUGCGUAUCAUGGACUGGGCCAGGAAAAGAGGAAGGGGACGCGAUUGGUAGUUGCUGGCGGCUACGACAAUCGUGUCCAAGAAAACGUCCAAUACCACCAAGAGCUUGAAGAUCUUGCAACAGGACUCGGCUUGGAGACCGCAACCUCCAAGACCGUUGUCUCUGCCCUGUCGAUUCCUGACCAUAUCGAUGUGCUCUUUCUUCUGUCUGUGCCAACGGCAUUUAAGGACACACUCCUCGCACAAGCAAAGCUUCUUCUUUACACUCCCGUCAACGAGCACUUUGGCAUCGUACCGGUCGAGGCGAUGCAUGCAGGCCUUCCCGUACUAGCCUCAAAUACGGGCGGCCCGUUGGAAAGUAUUGUCGAGGGUAUUACAGGCUGGCUCCGAGAUGCAACUGAGAUUGAAGAGUGGACGAAAGUUAUGGACAAGGUCCUCUAUGACAUGAGCGAAGACGAAACGGCAAAGAUGGCAAGGGCAGGCAAAGAGAGAACUGAAAAAGAAUUUUCUCUCACUGCCAUGGGCAACCGAUUGGAAAGUGAGAUCUCGGUGAUGUUGUCGGCGGAGAGUCGUCCUUUCCGCGGAUGGCAACAGGUAUGGGUCGUGCUUGCGCUGCUCGGGGCGCUCCUUGCCGUGACAGUCGCCGUUUUGCUCCGAAUUGUGUAA